Telopea speciosissima is the source of this 1219-nucleotide messenger RNA. Its product is annotated as protein CONSERVED IN THE GREEN LINEAGE AND DIATOMS 27, chloroplastic. The transcript is spliced from 7 exons. The coding region runs from base 23 to 961 and encodes 312 amino acids. NCBI's taxonomy places the organism in Eukaryota, Viridiplantae, Streptophyta, Magnoliopsida, Proteales, Proteaceae. The record is from RefSeq and is a predicted model, not a curated record.
CCAUCUCAGCACUAGGGAAGAAAUGCUCAGACUAAAUGUUCCUUCUCAGUGUAUAAUCUUCCAUGGCAGACCAAUUGAGACUGAAAGCAAUUGUGGCUUCUGGGUUCUGCCUCUUAAGCGAGUUCAGAAUCCAUCACGGUCGUCGAAUUUUGCCCGGGCCUUGAAAGAUGAACCAGGUGGAGGCGGAAGAGGAUUUGCAGGAAGAAACUGGGAUCCUGGGUUGGAAAUUGAAGUCCCUUUUGAACAGAGACCUGUAAACGAGUAUUCGUCUCUAAAGGAUGAGGUGUUAUAUUCAUGGGGUGAACUGAGUCCAGGGCCCUUUUUUCUACGUCUUGGAGGCCUAUGGUUAGUAGCUUUCACAGUUCUGGGAGCACCAAUUGCAGCUGCAAGUUUUAAUCCUUCUAGGGAACCACUGAGAUUUGUGCUAGCUGCCGGGACUGGAACUCUUUUUCUGGUCGCUCUAAUCGUCUUGAGGAUAUAUUUGGGUUGGAGUUAUGUUGGUGAUAGGCUUUUAUCAGCAGUGAUACCUUAUGAAGAAAGUGGAUGGUAUGAUGGGCAAAUGUGGGUCAAGCCACCAGAGAUCUUGGCUCGUGAUAGGCUGCUCGGCUCCUAUAAGGUCAAGCCAGUAAUCAAGCUGUUGAAACAAACAUUAGUUGGCACAGGAGCACUGCUUGUUACAGCUGCAUUGCUAUUCAUCUUUGCUACACCAGUUGAAGAUUUCUUUCGUAAUACUUUUGUAUCAAAAGAAAACCAGUCAACUUUUCAAACUUCAAGAACCAGUACCAAGUCCAAUAUAAGAAAGGAAGAGUUGCUAAGAUUGCCAGUGGACGUGAAGGGUGAUGAUGAUUUAGCAGCAGCAGCUGCAGAAGCUGCUGAUGGGAGACCAGUUUACUGCAGGGAUAGGUUUUACCGCGCAUUAGCUGGAGGGCAGUAUUGCAAAUGGGAAGAUCUAGUAAAUUAACCCAAAAUAGGCUUUUCUGAUCCUCAUUGUCAGAGAGCUAACAUCGCUUAUGUUCAUAUGUUGCACUCCAGAAAGAAAUCAUCUCAUUAAAUUCAGUAAAAUGGAGCCUCCAAAUAUCAGUAUCCGUCCAGCAACCAAGUAUGGAUUGAGAAUCAUAAGCACAACUUUUAUACUGAAGAAAACAAUAUAAUGACGAAGGCUCGUUGUUUCAAUUGGAUCAUAUUUCCAGAAAAUUAAUUUGUAGGUAAAAAAGUUUCA